AUGGACCGGCCUCCAUUUCCAGAUGAUCCGCGUGCCUCGGCACCCCGGUCUUCCGCGUCGAGGCCACAAGCGGCAGAUGCACAGAGAGGAUCGGAUCGACUGCCUCCCGUGCUGCCUACGAGCAACUCGCUGCCCGCCAUGCCCUUCGGCCGAUCCGAACGACUUCCGCCUCUCUCCCACGCUCACCUUCCUCCGAUCAAGGAGCCCGACGUGGCAUCCUUUGCCAGCCACCGAGCCUACGCUCCAUCCCUCGGUGAGAGGCAUGGCUACGAUGCCCUCCGUCGGCCCAGCCCACCUGGCCAUUCCGUCCCCGUUGGCAUGGUUUCCGCCGAUUACACCCACUCGAGAAGGUCUCCUGGAGAAAGCGGCGCGCUGCCCUAUCAUCCCACGCAUCUGCGACAUCCGGAUCCGUACCGUCAGGAGCCACCGACAACCCACGUCGGCUCCCACGCCGCCCACCACAUGCGUUACGAUGCACCAUCAGCCCACAUGCGCCACCCAUCCGAACUUGAGCCUAUUGCAUCCGGCACGCCUAUCAAGCGUCCACGCGUCUCUCUUGCAUGCCUCGCCUGUCGCAACCGCAAGUCUCGCUGCGAUGGCGUUCGCCCAACAUGCAAGACUUGCGCCAACAUGAAAAUCGACUGCAAGUGGCCCGAGGUCGACUUCCGUCGUGCAAAGACUGGAGACGCCGCUCGCACCCGCAAGAGGAGCCCCGCUGGCCCGUCGGGUCAGCGAUCGCCAGAAUCCUUGGAGCACAGAAGCCGCCCCCUGACCGACAUUGCCGCAGAGGGCCGCGGCCUGGUAUCCUCGGAUCGCCAUUCUGAUGCCCUGGCCUCGUCGCCUUCACUGCCUGCUCUGCCCAUGGGUGCUGCUUUGCAUCCCCGUGCGGGCCCUCAGGCAACCAGCCCCGUUCAAAGUCGUAUCGGCCGCUAUCGGACGCAUUCCGACGGUGACCGCGAUGCUCGGUAUGCGGAUCCUGCGGUCAGCCGCAGUCCCUCCGAGAGGCAUCUGCUGCCCCCCUAUGCUCGCGACGGUCGCGCCGACCUAUACGACAGGAUGGAAGCUCAGACACGCCCAUACAGCUCGGGAGGCGUGCCGGGCUUGCGGCUUGAUCCGACUGCAUCAUGGAUGCGCGAAGAACGCACAGAAUCGCAUCCUCACGACGUUCGCACCCCUUACGACAGCCAUCCGAGCAGGCCCGUGCGAGGCUUGCCGGAGCUGCGCAUGACGCCAACAACAGCAGCCUUGAUGCGAUGCAGACAGAGGGCCGCCGAGGUCGCCGUGCUUGCACGACCGGCCAUCGAUCCGCAGCGUACGGCCGUGGAAGCACAUCUGCUUCGCGAACGUUCUCUCGAAGACCUCGCCGAUCGAGCCUCACCGGGCGAGCGUCUGGAUCGCGCUUUCGCCGCCGAUUGGCAGAUCCUCGGAGGCUUGUCUCCAAACGCACGACGUCCCUUUAUGGACGUCGCAGCCGGCAUCGUGGGCAUCAUCGAAAUCUUCGGCGAGCAGGCCCCGCACGGCGUUGCACCAUCGCCUCCACAAGAUGCUCGCCUGCACACCUUCCGCCUGCGCGCCGCCUCGGCCCUGCAGCCGGACCUUCGCCAUGUAAGCGUGGCUCUGGAUCUCUCUCCACAACAAAAGGACGACCUGCUCGAGGCUUCCUCGUCCGCCUACGACACGCUCAGCUACGCGGUUCCAGUCGAUCGCCUCUCCUGGCCGCUCUCUAGCAGCGUUCGGCGCGCCUUGACGGUGCAUGCCACCGAGAGCGCACAGGCCGUCGGUGCCACUCAGACGUCGCCCGUGCACCCAUCGGCACUGCCAGCCUCUGACGCUGUCCCUUUCCUGCGCCAGGAAGAUGUCAAGCCGCCUCAGAAAGUUCUCGAGCUCUGCUUUGCUGCCUACACAAGGGCCGUCGGAGAGCAGGUGCCCGGUUUGGACACCGAGGUGGUUGCGCAGCGCAUCCGCGACGGAUCCAUCUCGGCGCUGCUGGCCAACGCCAUGUGUGCCAUUGGAGCCAGUCUCUACGAGCGCGCAGGCGAGCGCCUGCCGGUGGCCGAAGCCCUCGGCAGCAAGAUGUACCUCCGCCGCUCGCGGGCGCUGAUCGGUGGCGCCCUGCAGAACCCGGAUCUGGAGGCCAUCUUGGCGCUCGGCGUCAUGGCCAUCCGUGAUAUCCUCAUGGGUGAGAUCGUGUCGUCGGCCGCCAUCGUGUCUUCGGCCAUGCGUCUGUGCAUGCAGUUGGAUCUGCAUCGCACGCGGGCCUCGACGCCUCCAACAAGUGCAGAUGGCCAAGAGGGUGCAAAGAAGCAGGGCUUGCGAGCCGAUGAUGUCUUUUGGAUGAUCUACUGCUUGGAUCGCAUCACCGCGAUUGCAACGGCGAGGCCGCUAGCGAUCAAGGACCACGAGAUCGAUACCCCAUUCCCGGCAACGCUGCGCAAGGGGCAGCCUUCGAUCUUUGCUGCGCUCGUUCGGCAGCUGCAUUACCUUGGCCGCCUUGCCGAGGUGGCCAUCUCGGCUCCCGUGGGCCCUGGCAGCAAUCCUGAGCGUCAGCGGGUCCGCGAUGCUGAGAUCGCGGCCGCGGGGGCCGAUCUGGUCGGUCACUACGAGUCACUGCCUUCGGUUCUCCAGCUGAGUCCUGCCAAUCUUGAAAGGGCUCAGUCAAAGGGCGAGGCGCUCUCGUUUCUGCAGCUGCACCUCACUCACAAUAUGGCGCUCCUGCAUCGCUUCCUGCUGUCCGAGGCCCACAUCACCUUGGCAGAGCACGACGCAAUGCGCUCUGCCGUUCACCAGACCGCCGAGAUUUGCCGCCUCGGCGAGGCAUUCAACCCGGACCUCCUUGCUGACACGCCCUUGUCGGCUGUGGCAUGCUUCUUGGCUGGAUGCGCCUCGCUCUCCGAGAUCGAGUAUCUGCAGGAGGUGAUGGAGUUGCCGUCCCGCGGCGAGGAUCGCUCUCGGGCCCAGCAGAUGCAGCUCGACCACACGCAGGCCGACAUGGAGCAGCUGCUCGAGACGAUGGGCAAGCAUGCCAAGCUCUGGCCCGUGGCGCUCAGGCUCGUCAGCCUGCUCGAGACGCAGAUGCACUCGGGCGCCUCGGCAGCGUCGUCGUCCACUGUAAGCGCACUCGUGGCCCAGGUCGAGGCGGUCCACGUCGUGGUUCGACGACCCGCGGAAGCGAGCGACCGCGCAGCUGCCAAGGCGGGUCCGGUCCUGGUGCGCAGGAUCCAUGAUCUCGAAAUCCUUCGCGCUGUCUUUCCGCACCUGUGUUGA
Messenger RNA from Moesziomyces antarcticus, 3264 nucleotides. RefSeq lists its product as uncharacterized. The record is from RefSeq and is a predicted model, not a curated record. NCBI's taxonomy places the organism in Eukaryota, Fungi, Basidiomycota, Ustilaginomycetes, Ustilaginales, Ustilaginaceae. The transcript has 2 exons. Gene Ontology annotation, biological process: DNA-templated transcription; regulation of DNA-templated transcription. Bases 1 to 3264 code for a protein of 1087 amino acids. Gene Ontology annotation, molecular function: DNA binding; zinc ion binding; DNA-binding transcription factor activity, RNA polymerase II-specific.